GUGGUCGUUUCCUCAUAAUAUUUACUGUAAUGCACGUUCAUAAAUUGUAGUAUAGUAAUGUAGUGUUCUACAGCUUGUCAGUCCCCGCUUUUUACUUAGUUAAAGUUCGCCAUUAAUGUUGUUACGUUAAUUGUUAAAUAUACUGGACAAAGUUAUGAUUAUACAGUAACUGCCGUUGUGUAACUAAACUAUACCUUUAACCAUAUGACCAAAACUCGUAUUAUUUGAUCAAUUAUGAUGCCUUUAGUCAAUUGAGAAUUGACAAAUGGAUUUCCACAAAUGGGAAAUAGCUAGUCUUACGUAAAUGGAGCUUCGGCGACAGGUGCUAAAUUCAAGUUAUACAUGUAAGAGGAAACUAACAUUUCUGCUUGAUAAAAUUUGCUAGGAGGCAUGAAUUACGCUCGGUUUCUGACAGCUGUCAGUGCGGCCAGAAAGCCUUCUCCUAUCAGGAUGCUGACUGAGCUGCAGCAGCGGUCGCCACCAUCUCAGAUCUCUCUGGCCGGCGGGGCACCCAACCCCAACACCUUCCCCUUCCAGUCCGCAUCCAUCCAAGUGAAAAAUGGUCAAACAGUCACCUUCGACGAUGCGAUGAUGAAGAGGGCCUUACAAUAUUCUGCCUCUAAUGGAAUCCCAGAGUUGCUGACGUGGAUGAAGAACCUACAGAAGAGCCUCCACAAACCGCCGACUGCCAGCUACAGCCCAGAGAAAGGCCAGAUGGACAUGUGUGUGACAACGGGGAGCCAGGAGGGGCUCUGUAAGGUGUUUGAGAUGCUGGUUAACCCUGGAGACAACGUCCUCCUGGACGCACCCACAUAUUCUGGGAUGCUCGCAGCUCUCCAGCCUCUUGGUUGCAACUUAAUAAAUGUCCCCAGCGAUCAGCAUGGCAUGGUCCCUGGAGCCCUGAAAGAGGUUCUGUCUCGUUGGGACCCAACAGAUGUCCACAAACCCGGCAGCACUGCCCCAAAGAUCCUUUACACCAUCCCCAAUGGAGGAAAUCCCACUGGUGCCUCCAUGACAGCUGAGCGGAAGAAAGACGUGUACGAGCUGGCCCGACAGUAUGAUAUGCUCAUCAUUGAAGACGACCCGUACUACUUCCUGCAGUUUGAUAAGCCGUGGGCUCCAUCAUUCCUCUCUAUGGAUGUUGAUGGGAGGAUCAUCAGGACAGACUCCUUCUCUAAGAUCCUGUCUUCAGGGCUGAGGAUAGGUUUCGUCACUGGUCCCAAACCGCUGGUAGACAGGAUAGUGCUGCACAUCCAGGCAUCAACGAUGCACACUAGCACCUUCACACAACUCAUGGUGUCUCAGUUGCUGCACAGCUGGGGUCAAGAUGGCUUCCUCCAGCACAUAGACAGGGUGAUUGAGUUUUACAGGAAACAGCGUGAUGCAAUGAUCAGUUCUGCAAACAAGUGGCUUAAAGAUGUGGCAGAGUGGCACACCCCAUCAGCAGGAAUGUUCCUGUGGAUGAAGCUAAAGGGCAUAGCCGAUACCCAGCAGCUCAUCAUGGAGAAAGCAUUGGAGAAAGAGGUGCUGCUGGUUCCCGGAGGCGUCUUCAUGAUCAACAGUAGUGAGCCAUGCCCUUACGUCAGAGCUGCAUUUUCACUCUCCACACCAGAGCAGAUCGACGAGGCUUUCAGAAGACUCUCUUUGCUCAUCAAAGACGCUUUGUGAUGAGAGCGUUAUUCCUCCUGCUUGAUGCUGCUUUUUUUUUUUUUUUUACUUAUUCUUAAAGGUAUUUGUGAAGCUUUGAUUUUAACGGUGCUACCCCAGAGUGCAUCCUCACAAAAGUUAAGAGAAGACAUCUCUAGUUUUUAAUCAGAUUCACAUUUGGAUAUGUGUCCAUUCAACACGACAAUGUUUGAGAUUUUCUUUAGCUGCUCGAUAAAAUUGUUUUUAGCUUGUUAAUGUACAAAAAAAGUAAAUAAGAACUUUUUAACCAAUGUGUAUUUUGUCAUUUUGACUGUGUUUGAUUUUUCUGUAAUAAUCAGUGUGGUGUUAAAGGAUCAGCGAAAUAAAACUAAGUUGUGUAAAAAAAACGUCAGAUCCAAAUCAUGUGUGACAACAUUAACCCACUUUGUAAAUGGUUCAAAACCUAAUAAUUCCAGCUAGCACCUGGAUAUUAAGGGCAGUAUGUAAAAGUUUUAGCUCCACGUUCAUGACUGCAUCACAAGUAUUUAUAGGCAUUGAUGGGAACAUAAAACCUGGGUGCACAAUCUAAGUUUCACUGUGGGUGCUGAACUCAGGGCUACAAGAGUGGAAACAUUUCACUUCUUUUCCAGCAGAAACACGUUUAAUUAAGUUCACUUAAACUUUAUUUGUAAAGCACUAUUUUGCAACAGUCAUCUCAGGAAACUUUUAAAGAUUCAGUGCAAUUCAAUUGAAUUUAUUGUAGUUCAGUUAUGAUUCAAAUAAAACAAAUAAUAUGAUCCGUGUAAGUCCAUAACUGUGUUCAUAACUGUGUUCAUAUCAGCCAUUUAAAAAAAAAUCAUUACCUAGCCAAGGACACCUCGGAUGGCAUCAGAUCUUCAGCAUUCACAGGAUUGCAAGUUACUGGGGACAGAACAAAACUCCCUUUUAACAGAACGGAAAACCUCCAGCAGAGCCAGACAGGAAGGAUGGCUGUCUGUCUCCACUAAUUGGGUCAAGGUUGGGUUUACUGACCUUAACUUUUCACACUGAUCAUAACAAGAAAUAGAGAAAUAGAGACAUUUAAAUCUAGAUGAGUCAGAUGGAAGCUCACUCUCGUUACCUCUGUGUGCUGCUGACAUCCACAUUGUGUAAAAACAGCAUCAGCAUAGUUCUUCUCACUUCAGGGUGAUUUCUAAACCCAUAAAGCUAAAAUUUGUAAUGCAUAUUCUGGGCAUCUCAGCAUUUUGGCAUGAUUAUAUCUUCGACUGCAGACACUGGCACAUCUUGUCUGAAUAGCCUGAGCAAACCAGAUUAUUUCUACUGCUGAAUGAUUCAGCUCGACUUCUCACUGAAACUAAGCUGUUUCCUGUUUGAGUAUUUAUAGAUCUGUGCAGAUAUACUAGCUGGUGUCAAUGUUGCUUUGCAGUCAGGCUGACAAAACCAGUGGGCAGCAGGAUUUGCAUCCACAUUGACUAGAUUUGUUUCAGCUACUUUACACAGCAGAUACUGGACUUAACUUCAGUUUCAUGAGUAAGUGCUGACAAAAUGGAAGUUGUUGUAUGAGAGUAGAUUGUUUCUACAAUGAUUAAACUGUCUAUACAUGGAAAAGAUUAUGAAUGACAGGUCAUUUCACCAUAUUAAACUCUUAACACAUUGAUCUGACAGAUGUGAUGCUCAUCUCCUCGAAAGACUAAAAACUGUUUAAACCCUGAGGGCCAAAAAAAACUGAGCCCUUAUUUCAAAUCAAAUCAAUUUAGUACAGUUUUAAAAUGAACUCAAUGGUAAUUUCUACCUGUACAAUGAUAAAGAAAUGAUAGCACUGGAAGAGUUACCAUAAAAAAAAAGUCCCAAAAAGCUCAUUUGCAUCUAUUUCUCAAAGCCUGCAUGGUUAGUAGACAGUACCUGCUGAGCAGGGUCCAUCUGUUGACUAUUUUCUUGUCCUCUGUACAGACUUUCUCUCUGCUGUGCUGAUAUGAAAGCCUCUGUGUUACUGUGUGACUGAGCUCUCAGUUUGUGUACAGCUGAAACAUUAUCUGUAAAUGUUAAUAAGGUCAAGUGAAGCAGAAAUAAAGGUUGG
Molecule: messenger RNA, 3703 nt
Organism: Melanotaenia boesemani (Boeseman's rainbowfish)
Lineage: Eukaryota; Metazoa; Chordata; Actinopteri; Atheriniformes; Melanotaeniidae
Gene: aadat
Product: aminoadipate aminotransferase
Exons: 13
Coding region: 391-1668 (425 amino acids)
Biological process (GO): biosynthetic process
Molecular function (GO): L-kynurenine:2-oxoglutarate transaminase activity; pyridoxal phosphate binding
Source: RefSeq, a predicted model, not a curated record